UAGAGAAACAAGGAUGGAGAGAGACAGAGCGUCCACGAUUAACCUUCAACUAGUUUCAACUGGUUCAACAAAGCUUGAUCUUGUUGUGCAACUCUCAAGCCACCAAAGUUCCUAAAGCAAACAAGAAUGGCUACCAUGCUGUUCUCUGCUUCUUUAAAUGGCCUUUCUCGAACAAAAAUGAAUCUAACUUCUUAUCCUCUAUGGCCUUCGAUGUCUUUAUCGAUCCCAUCCUUCAAAACCUCGAUGGGCUCCUCCAAAUCAGACAUUUUUCAGAACGGGCUCUCUCUACAACAACCAACUAUUGCUGGGUUCCUUGUGAAAUCUCGUUCUUUGGCAGUUAACGCCAGAGCGGCUACGGAUAAGACUAUCUAUGAUUUCACUGUCAAAGAUAUUGACGAGAAGGAUGUUUCUCUUAGCAAGUUUAAGAAGAAGGUUCUCUUAAUUGUUAAUGUUGCCUCAAAAUGUGGUUUGACGACUGCAAAUUACUCAGAACUGUCUCACAUAUAUGAAAAGUACAAAACUCAAGGAUUUGAGAUUCUGGCUUUCCCUUGCAAUCAGUUUGGUGGGCAAGAGCCAGGAUCAAACCCAGACAUCAAGCAGUUUGCAUGUACGAGGUUUAAAGCAGAAUUUCCAAUUUUCGAUAAGGUUGAUGUCAAUGGACCAAAUACAGCUCCAGUCUACCAGUUCCUGAAAUCAAGUGCUGGAGGAUUUUUGGGUGAUCUUGUCAAGUGGAAUUUUGAGAAGUUCUUGGUUGACAAAAAGGGUAAAGUUGUCGAAAGAUACCCACCGACAAUAUCACCUUUUCAAAUUGAGAAGGAUAUCCAACGGCUCCUUGCUGCUUGAACUGAUGAACAUAGAGCUGCAGAGGCAUAUAUUGAUCAUCAGCUAUGCUAGGGGUAAGAGGAAUGUAUGGAGUAUACAUAACACGCGGUUUUAGCUUCCAUGUAAAGUUAUUUCGUGAUUCAUAAUUAUAAUAUUGCUUUCUUCCUUA
This is a messenger RNA of Carya illinoinensis, 991 nucleotides long. RefSeq names its product phospholipid hydroperoxide glutathione peroxidase 1, chloroplastic-like. The record is from RefSeq and is a predicted model, not a curated record. Gene Ontology annotation, biological process: response to oxidative stress. Gene Ontology annotation, molecular function: glutathione peroxidase activity. The coding region runs from base 127 to 843 and encodes 238 amino acids. Lineage: Eukaryota; Viridiplantae; Streptophyta; Magnoliopsida; Fagales; Juglandaceae. The transcript has 6 exons.